AUGUCAGGGGACCUGGAAGCCAAGAUCUGUGGCUACACACAUAUCAGUGUUCAGAAAUUCUGCUACAAGUGGACCAUUAGCAACUUUUCAUUUUGCAUGGAUGGAAUUUGGGAAAUUAUUACAAGCCCAGUGUUCUCAUUAGAGGCCAAUGAAGAAGUACAAUGGUGUUUGAAAAUAUUCCCAAAUGGUGUUGAUGAAGAAAGCAAAGAUUACCUGUCUGUUUCCCUGGGUUUGCACAGUUGUCCAAAGAGCCCAGUUUUGGCAAAGGUGCAGUUCUGGAUCAUAAAUGCCCAAGGAGAGAAACAUCAAACUAAAGAGAUCCCAAAUAUUUUAAGGUUUCUUCCAAAACAACAAUGGGGAUUGAGAAAGUUCAUCCUUCGAGAUUUCCUCCUCUCCCUUAGGCAUUGGCUUCUCCCUGAAGACCAGCUCAUCCUGUGUUGCAAGGUGUCUGUAGUAGGACCCUCCUUUAGCAGGCCUGGACAUAACAUGACACCUGCAAACAAGGAUCCAAGGCAGAUGUUGGCUGAUGACGUAGGAGAGCUGUGGGAAAAUUCCCUCUUCACAGACUGCAGCCUGGUUGUAGCUGGCCAGGAAUUCAGAGCUCACAAGGCCAUUCUAGCAGCUCGUUCUCCAGUUUUCAGAGCCGUGUUUGAACAUGAAAUGCUAGAGAGCCUAACAAACCGCGUUGAGAUCCAUGACAUUCACCUGCAAGUCUUUAAGGAAAUGAUGGCCUUCAUUUACACAGGAAAGGCACCACACCUCCACAGCUAA
This is a messenger RNA of Rattus rattus (black rat), 771 nucleotides long. RefSeq names its product TD and POZ domain-containing protein 3-like. The transcript has a single exon. Gene Ontology annotation, molecular function: ubiquitin protein ligase binding. Gene Ontology annotation, cellular component: cytoplasm; nucleus. NCBI's taxonomy places the organism in Eukaryota, Metazoa, Chordata, Mammalia, Rodentia, Muridae. The record is from RefSeq and is a predicted model, not a curated record. Bases 1 to 771 code for a protein of 256 amino acids. Gene Ontology annotation, biological process: regulation of proteolysis; proteasome-mediated ubiquitin-dependent protein catabolic process.